This is a messenger RNA of Drosophila willistoni, 1228 nucleotides long. Its product is annotated as ras-like protein 3. Gene Ontology annotation, molecular function: GTP binding; GTPase activity. Lineage: Eukaryota; Metazoa; Arthropoda; Insecta; Diptera; Drosophilidae. Bases 71 to 1060 code for a protein of 329 amino acids. The record is from RefSeq and is a predicted model, not a curated record. The transcript is spliced from 6 exons.
AAAAACAUAAUUUUCUUUAUUCUUGCCAACAAAUUAGUGCAAAGACAAUUGUUGUUCCUGCUUGGCCAACAUGAAUGCCACCUCGCCCAAGUCUUCAUUGGUCAAACUAGGCCUUCACACCAAUAAACAAAAGACACUGAAGGUUAUGGUAUUGGGUCAAAGUGGUGUGGGCAAAACGGCCAUGGUAGUGCGUUUUAUAACACGCCGUUUUAUUGGCGAAUAUGAUCCAAAUCUGGAGAAAAUCUAUACCUGCCAAACCACUUUCGAUAAAGAACAAGUUCAAUUUGAUAUACUAGACGCUACGGGGCAAUUGCAUGAAUUGGAUGGCGUUAGUCUGGAAUCCAAUAUCAGAUGGGCAGAUGCUUUUAUCCUCGUGUACUCUAUCACAGACAAGUGCUCAUUCGAUGAGUGUAGUCGACUGAAGUUCCUUAUUAAUUACAAUAAAAGACGACGAAAAUUGGGUUCAGCCAGCAAGGAUUACACCUUGGAUAUACCAGUCAUUUUAGUGGGUAACAAAACAGAUCAGCCUGGCGAUCGCAUGGUACUACUGGAAGAAGGUCAAAGACGCUUCCGUGAAUUAUCCUGCGCUUGCUUUCACGAGAUCUCAGUCAGGGAAAGUGUAGAACAGGUGCAAAAUGUCUUUCGCGAUGUGUUUCGCUUUUGGCGAGUGUUUAGUAAAUUUCCAAAACUUAAACGUUCCACCAGCGAUGUGGCUGCCAAUGAUGGAUUUGUGACACCCGAUUCCGGAUCGUGUUCCUUCUACGAUGCCUCCUCGCUGGGCCACAGCUCGAGUGGACGACGCUCGUUUUUGGUAAUAGGCUCUGAUUGCUUGGAGGAAAGCGAUCACACGGAAUCCACUGAUGAGAUAGCCAGCAAUAGCUUUGGCAGUUCAAGAAGUGAUAUGGACACACCAUUUCGUAGUCGAGCUUCCACCGAUGGCACCCUCUUGUCGAGACCGAGAAGAUGGCGUUAUCCUCCGCCAGGUUGCCUGCUGCCACAUUCGAAUCGGGUGGAGCGACGCAUGAGCAUUUCCACCAGAGGCAGUAAUGCCAGCUAUUAGGGGAUACGUUUUUAUUUGUUUUUUUGCUAGUUAGUCCAAAAAUGUAGCGCCAAAUAUAUAGCUAGAUGUUUGACAAAAACACAGAUGAAGUCUAAGGAGAGAAAGAGUCUAAAAUUAUUUGAAAUUGUAUUUAAUUUAAGUGGCACGUGCAACAAUUUAAACAGCAAA